This is a messenger RNA of Durio zibethinus, 3658 nucleotides long. RefSeq lists its product as uncharacterized. Gene Ontology annotation, molecular function: DNA binding. Gene Ontology annotation, cellular component: nucleus. The record is from RefSeq and is a predicted model, not a curated record. Lineage: Eukaryota; Viridiplantae; Streptophyta; Magnoliopsida; Malvales; Malvaceae.
UUUACAUUUCACUGUCUUAGCAAAGUAAUCGAGCAAAAAAAGCUAAAAGAAAAGCAAAUUACUUUAACGAUGAAAGAAGAUGGUAGUAUGAAGUUCAAUUUUUGGGAAUAAUGAAAGGAAAGAGUGGACAUAGCAAUUUUCAAUGCUUACUAAACAAGUAUUGGAAUUUGGAAAACUGGAAAGUAGUUUAAGGGAAAAAAAUAACGCUUUUUUGUGCUCUCUUAAAAUGGCAACCACAAAAGCUCCUUGCUUCCAUGGAGUUUGGGACAUAAACACAUCAUUUUCGCUGAGCUUCUUGUGUUGUAUCUGCCUGACUGUCUCUCUCUCACCAUUUCUUUGUACCAUUGCUUCACUCUAGACCGCUAAAGUACACCUCUUUCUCUCUUUUUUUCUUUCUUUCUUCAUUUGUCAUAAUCCUUGAGCAACUUUUAUUUAACUUUUUAUAUAGUAUAUUUUUUUUUGUGAACUCAAGUAAAGAGCUUUUUCUUCUUCAAGUGUCUGGGCUAUUUACUGUUGUUUUGCAGUUGUUUUCAUUCUGUGUUACUUGUUUGUACUCUUGCUCUUGCAUUUAGCAUUAGUUCUUUUGUUCCUGAGCUUUUACUUGAUUGAAUACAAGUGGGGUUGUCAUAUAAUUCUUAGAGCUGUUUAUUGUUUUGGGUUUUCUCUUUUGUUUUUGUGGUUAAUGCAUUUGGCUAUCAAGACUUGAACUUUCCAUAAAUUUGGUGCUACAAAGGAGAAUUUGAUGGGUUUCUUUGCUUGUCUUGAUCUUGAUUCUUCAAGUGGACUUUCCUAGCUAAUGUUGCAGCGUCCAUGAAGAGUUGCUUUUGAGACUUACCUGAGGUUUUGGAGAUCAACAUGUUAUAGUGAGAAGUUAAGAAAGAUAGCUUUUUUGUGUUUUUUCUUGAAUUCAACUAGGUUUAAUCUGUACUUGGGUGCUUCUGUUGCAUGUAAUGGAGUCCUGGAGUUAUGUUUCAGGGGAGAAGGGGUCUGUAACUGAUGCAGAAAUUUCACCUUCUGAUUCUUAUGCAAGAAAUAGAAGUGCCUUUAUGAACUGGGAGUUAAAAGGUCCAUAUAGUUUUAGUAACAACAUGCUAGUCUCCGGACAACAAGCCACUGAGAAUCAUGCUUUUGGGGAAUUGGGGUAUGGAGAAUUCAUGGGAAAACAGUUACCUAAUGAUUCAAUUGGGGAUGUUUUAUGUAGCAAAGUUAGUGGGGGAGGAACUGUAAAUCCAAUAAUGGCUACCCUCAAUGCCUUUUCUGGGGUUGAUGAGUCUACUUCGAAGCUUUCAAGCUCUGUUGUGGACUCUAAUAGUCGGGAUUCUUCACUGAUAGAUUUAACGCUGGGAAGAUUUCCUGAUCAUAGAGAUGGCCAAAGUUCUAGUUUUUCUAUAGGAGCCCCCAUUUUAUCUUCAUCUGAGUCAUCUACACCCCCCAAAGGAGUUCGAGCAGCAGGAGUAAAUUCUCAUCCCGCCUAUUGCCAAGUUUAUGGUUGUAACAAGGAUCUGACUUCCUCAAAAGACUACCACAAGAGGCACAAAGUUUGUGAGGUUCAUUCAAAAACUGGAAAAGUUAUUGUUAAUGGAAUUGAACAACGGUUUUGUCAACAAUGCAGCAGGUUUCAUUUGCUGGCUGAAUUUGAUCAUGGUAAGCGCAGCUGUCGUAAACGCCUUGCUGGCCACAACGAGCGGCGGAGAAAACCUCAAGUUGGUAUUCACUCAGGGAGAACUGGAAGGUUACUUGAGCAAUAUAAUGGCUUUGCAGGUGGCAGAUUUCAUGGGACUAUGUUGUCAACUACGUCCUUUAUUUGUAAAGGUUUACUACCUAGUGGCCGUUUGCAUGCUGAGAAGUUUGUAACAAAUGAAUGGGCCAAGCAGGUAAAAGUCGAAGAUGGGCCUGAUUAUAUCCCUCUUUCUGCCAUUCCCAUCGUGAAUGGCCAUUUUCCUUCAAAAUCCUCCUACUCUGCUAGUGGUAUUGAGAAACUGUUUACCUCUUUUCAUGAUAAUGGAGCUAAUAUAGCCACUGGAGGCAUUUCGGGUGAGAACAAUGCACGAUAUCCUCAUGAUUUUGGUGGUCCAAAUUCUGGAUCACACCCUUUAUUCCAAGGCACCCCGUUAAGAAAUGAAGACAUCAGUGAUUUUGAUGCAACAUCAACCAUUCGAGGAUUAUCUGGGAUUUCAGAUUCUUCUUGUGCUCUCUCUCUUCUGUCAUCUCAAUCGCAGAACUCUUCAAGCCACUCAUCAGGAAUUCCCAUGAGUCGUUCCCUGGUCAUUCCAGGCAGCCAGGCCCAUUACAACAUGAGUCAAGUCUCAGAAAAGCUCAUUGGAGUUAACUCACAGGCUUCGACUACUGGGUUGUCAAAUAAGUUCUCUUCACCAGGGAUGAAUUCAACUGAAGGGAGUCACUUGGGUUCCCUACUAAUAUCUGAUGGUAGUGAAGCUGCCAACUUUGGUAUAUGUGAUGGGAUUUACCAAGGUUCAGAAUUUAUAAAUACCAGGGAUCGCCUAUCAUGCGAAGAGGGACCAACAAUUGAUUUGCUUCAGCUUUCAUCACAGCUUCAGUGAGUGGAGCAUCAAAGACAAUAUAUGCACAGGUAAAGCAGGAAGAUAAGGCUUUCUGCUACCGCCGAAUCACUUGAGUACAGAUCAAAUAAGGUAAGUAAAGAUGUUUAAAUGUUCAUUAUCAUGUAUCUUUGUUGACAUGAUGCCUAUAUGAAUAUCUACUUGAAAAUGAAAGGUGGAAAAUGUAAACAAGAUGAAAUGUGGAUGCUCUAGGGUCUAUUCUUUUUUUUUUUUCCCUAAUUAAGAUCAUUGUCAUAUGAUACUUCUAAUAAAUCAUAUACCUCAUUGAAACUGCAGCAGAAUCAUUUGUCAUAAGAUACUUCUAAUAAAUCAUAUCCCUCAUUGAAACUGGAGUAGAAUAGCUAUAAAACAAAUUUAGCUGAAAGUAUGAGUGAGUUUAUCAGUAGGACUUUGAACUGCUAUUCGGUAUAUAAAUUGAAAAUGACUUAAGCUGAUGUGGUCUCCCUGAAGCUAAAAGUGUCAAUAAUUGCUUAGAAGUGCCAUUAUUUUACUUGGUUGAUGGUGGUUAUAGGCAGUGAAUUACUUAGCUAAAGCAAAAAUUAUAUUGGCCAUAGAGAAAACAGCGUGAAAAGCAAAAAAGUUGUGGUGCCAAAGGUGAUCUGAAAUUGGUUGAGACCAUAAUGAUGGGCAACAAAUUCUUGUCUGAAAUAAUGGAAUUGGGAUCAUAUGGCAUUGAAGCUGCAAUAUUGUGCAGCCAGAUGGAAUUUAUUAUGUGAACAAGGGAUGUGGGGGAAAAUAAGGGGUGGAAAAAACAGAAACAGUGAAAGGCAAAUCAUAGAAACUUAAUUAGGUAGCAUGAAAAAAGGGAAAACAAUGAAAUAAAUGCUUUAAGUUUGUCCAAAACAAUGAAAUCGUAGGCAUUCUUUUUCAUGCCUUUUCCAGUGAACCAAACAGGCUGUUAAUCUCCACCACACUCCUUUUUCCUUCUAUGAAAAGAAUGAGAUAGUUAGGAGCAUGUAUGGUAGUACAUCAACUUCAUCUCUACUUGAAUGUAUCAUUCAUUUUUGUCAUGCUAAAUCCAGAUAUGACUCGCAUACCCCAUAUCAAGUUAAUGAUUAUUAUGUAUCUCAAAAUGAGUU